This is a messenger RNA of Haliotis rufescens (red abalone), 2108 nucleotides long. RefSeq names its product insulin-like growth factor I-A. The record is from RefSeq and is a predicted model, not a curated record. Lineage: Eukaryota; Metazoa; Mollusca; Gastropoda; Lepetellida; Haliotidae. Gene Ontology annotation, molecular function: hormone activity. Gene Ontology annotation, cellular component: extracellular region. The transcript has 4 exons. Bases 4 to 609 code for a protein of 201 amino acids.
GCGAUGGUGGUAGGUAGCACCACAGGCCCGGUGACCGAGGUAGUAGAGAGCGGAAACAGCAUGCAUACAUCAUACCGGCACCACAAGAAGAACAGGGCGGAUCUACCACCGAUGUGGUUGAGAUUACUGUCUGUGAUGCUGGCGAUUCUGACCGCCACCAGCGUCAGCGCCCAGGCUACAGGAAGACUCUGUGGCAAACAACUGGCCGACGCUCUUGACCUUGUUUGUAUGGGCCGGGGCUUCCAUUGGGACGUCAGCAAAAGAUCAGGUGUGCCGCUCCUGACGAAACGUGACGGCGGCAUUAGAGGUAGAAGGUCUGUCACUCAACGCGGAGUUGUGGAGGAGUGCUGUGUCAACGUGUGCAGUGUCGAGAUGCUAGAGAGAUAUUGCGCUCAGCCGGCCAGUAGUAGCAGACUGACACGUUUACGUCAACAAUUUGCACAUGUGACCCAGCCUGCUGACCAGGUCACUACCACACUACCCCCCUCCCCGCCAACACCUGGGACCCCAUCAACGCUUUCCUCUGAGCUCGCCUCUAAUCCUAGAAAAUUCAACUCGUUUUUCUACCUACACGUGGGCCCGAGGCCAACCAGAAGCCCUUUAAUAUAGACUCCUCUGAGGCGUCGUGGAUGCUGGAGCAUACCUGUUUCUUACGCAGGAACAUGAUACCAUUCUCUUUCACGGCGCGACACUUAUAAAGGGAUGGAUGUGACUUAAGAAAGACAAACUUUACAUGAUCGUCACGAUGACUACAUAUAUUAUUAACGAUGACCAACUGUCGUCCAUUCAGAAUGAUCACUGAAUAUUAGUCAUGUUCAUGAUGUAAGUAUUGACGAGAUGCAUGUAAGACAUUAUGGGGAACCUUACGUGAUCAGUGUGACCGAUCGGGCUAUAAUAUGCUGGUAAUAUGUUGUUUAUACGGCACAAUACAUCAUGGAAAGCUUACAUGCAAUGUAUGCUGUCAUGAGAAUCAAUGUUAGCAUGUUGCAAAUCCAAGAUAGAUUGAUAUUGCUUCGUAUAUCAUUACAUACACAUUGUUAACGUAUAAACAUUUUCCUUUUCAAUGCAAUGAUACCAUGUUGUUCUCUUUCGAUUACCGCAUCAGGUUUCCAAAUUCCCGCUUUUGUAUUGUGCAUAUAGGUAAUAUGCUUUUAAAGCGUACCCUGCAGUGAUAUGCUUUCGCCAUGCUUUACCCCGAUCUUCCGCCGGGAUGUCAUAGUGACUUUGCGACCACUCGUCUCACACUUCAGGCCGAGUGGUGACGAAUGUGUCAGAUUAUGUUCUUCGCGUGCUGGUGCAAUGCAUGAUUAUACAUUCGGAAUUCCGUUUUAAAUCAUUUGUAGUUUACCUGACCAAAAAAACCUUACCAUAUCUUAGGAAUAGAGUUUCAUCCAUUACUGCAGAAAAAUCAAUUGCUUGACCUGGCUAUAUCCACUUAAUCUAAUCAUACUGAAAUUAUUAUGGCCUGCGAGAUCUAUACAAGCUGUACUGAAACAAUAGCUGUAUAUUUGACACACGUCCAUUAUUUUAUCUCAAUACGUAUACGUCGCUCAUAAAAGUUAAUCAUAAUAAAAUACUUCUAAAUCUACGAAUAGGAAUAAUUAUGGUCAAUUUGUAAAAUAGUUAUUGCUACCAACUGAGUUACACUUUUCUUGACGUUGAUUGAGAUGGUUGAGCAAAAGUGAUGAUGAACGAAAUCAAGACGUUUUCGCUUUGAUUUCAAGCAUGGCUUUGUGAAUGUGUCGCUAAACGUUUCGUACACAUGCACACAAAGUAGAUGAAAUGAAAGUAAAUUCCUUUAUUUCUCUAAGUGUUGCAAUAAUUCUCAUUUUAAAGGAAUUUCACGAUUCAAUACAAUACGAAUCAGAACCCUGCAUUAAACUCGUGUCGGUCAUGAUGCGAAUGCAGAAUGUUAAAUUCGCUUUAAAUAUUUAUUAAACAAACUUUGUGCUACAUUUAAUCUUUUAAUUUACGUCAAUAGUUUCUAGAACACGAGGAACGACCUGAUGUGCGACAUGAUUAACUGUAAAGACAAUAUAUGGGUUAACAUGUACUGAUGGCAAAGUGUUGUUGUUGCACCGAUAUAGAAUAAAUCUGAUUUUAAUUUU